Molecule: messenger RNA, 1332 nt
Organism: Pectinophora gossypiella (pink bollworm)
Lineage: Eukaryota; Metazoa; Arthropoda; Insecta; Lepidoptera; Gelechiidae
Exons: 7
Coding region: 566-1330 (254 amino acids)
Source: RefSeq, a predicted model, not a curated record
UGGCGCGAACUAUUUAUUUUUUAAAUUUUUCGUAAACAGAUGUGAGUUUUAUCAUCAUCAUCCAUCCAAGCCGUGUCCGGCGACGACGGCGACUCCUAAAUGUCUAUCCCAGGUCGAUGUUUUAUACAGCCAUGUCUGAUAUGAAAUCGUCCAAUAUUUUUCCUUGAGCUGUAAAAUAAAUACAGGAAUUUAUAACAUAACAAACCUUAGUACAAUACUCUUUCUAAGUAUCCAGCAUUCUAUCGUUUACUCUUUCGAAUGAAUGUGAAAAGAAAUGUGAAUAUUGUUACAUAUUUAUUGAGACCUUUUCAGUAAAAAAAAAAUAUAUAAACAAAUGAAUGGAUUUGUAUCCGAAUAUCCCAACAUUUUAAUCAAAAUAUUUCCGAACGAACUUUCGGAAGCCUCCAUCCAUCCAGCCAACUGUCAUUAUUUCGUUGCCGUCAUGUCCAGUCAGUUUAAAAAAUUUCGUUCGUUUCUUUUGACGUUUCCUUGUAGCGCAUUUAUGAUAACAAAUUAAUUUUAUGAAAUAGAUUUCGGAUAUAUUUUUGUUAUUUUUAGUGUAAUUAUGUUGAUAUUCAAGUGCGCACUUAUUAUUUUACCAUCAACCUACAUUUUAUCACUUUGCUUCCAAGUUGCGAAAGAGACAGAUUUGCUGGAUACUGGCCUCGCUUUUUUGUAUAUUGCCAGUGGAGUAAUUGCUGGGAAAAUUAUCUACGACAGAUACCAGCAGGUUCAUAUACUAGGCUCACUAACACCCAACCCCAAUGUGACCUCCUUUGCAAACAGGAUAGCCACUUGUUCUGCCUCAUUCCUCUCUGUGGGCUUCCUAGUAUACUUCUUCCUCUUCUUAUUUAAGGUGGAUGACCAUUGUAUGACAGCACUCAGUAUUUUUAUAUGCGGAUUUAGCACAUUAUACAUAUGGAUGCAGUGCAUCAUCACGACGUAUAUCUCAACGCUGUACUACGACCAGCAACUGACAGCUCUUCGUCAAUGUCUUGCCAACGUGAGCUUCCUACUUCUAAUUAUUAUGGCGAUAUUUGGAAUCGUCACCUCAUUUUUACCUAGGAGUGCCAGUGCAAUUUACAUCUGCUUCGUCGUCACAUCCCUUUGCAGUUAUAUGCUGGCCGCAAUUUUCUGCGUAUUUAUACUGUCCUUUGAAAAGGAGUACCAAUAUUUUGCAGAGGGUUUACGUUCAGAAAUGUUACUAGACGACGAUUGUUCGCUGAGUAACGAGUCAUUCUCGGACGUGGAAGGCUUGUUCGGGGCCCAAGAAGUAAUCUCCAGUACAAAGGUCAUAAAGGGUGUCAUAAAGUGCGCGAAGACCUCCUGACC